Anopheles nili is the source of this 1133-nucleotide messenger RNA. RefSeq names its product leucokinins-like. The record is from RefSeq and is a predicted model, not a curated record. Lineage: Eukaryota; Metazoa; Arthropoda; Insecta; Diptera; Culicidae. Bases 1 to 909 code for a protein of 302 amino acids. The transcript is spliced from 2 exons.
AUGGCCAUGUUUUGUCUGUUCCUGGCGGCGGCAGCGUUCGUGCUGGCCGGAGGCCCACGAGCUUGUCGAUGUGAUCGACCGCGUGUUAGUGGAGAUGUGUUCCGGGCAACGGUUAACGACGAGGGACUGGAUGGAAGUUUUUGGAGCAAUAUUCUAGGACGGAAUUUAGAGCGCCAGCGGCUCGAGGAUGGAAACAAUUUAAUUCCGGCCGCUAAACCGAUCCACGGGGUACCUCUGGUUCCAUGCUAUAGCGCUCGCGAAACCCCCAACGAACUGAUGGACCUAGAAUCGCUGAUCAACCGCUACCGGAAGUUUAUAGUGGAAAAACUCAUUCGCCACGACGAUGCGUGUUACUGGCUAGGUCGUGGCCGUGCAAUAGCCGAGAACGACGAAGAAUCCUCGCCUACGUUGGGGUCGCACACGGAAAGCACAGAAGUAUCCCCGGGCAGAUCAACCAAUGGUCCAUUGGACAGUACGGGGGGAGCCGCAAGCUACAAGACUCCAGAUGGGCUUCAAAGAGAUGCUCGUAUGCCCGAUACAAUGAAUUAUCGUCAAUUACGUGUAGACCCAUGUCUAAGCAAUGCCAAGCAGUAUUAUUAUUGUCUCUCGAGCCACAUUGACGAUCAACAGCUGCUGAAAACGCUGCACGAUUAUCUAGAUGCCAAUUGUGACCUGACCGAUUCCGCAGGCCACAACACUUUGCUCCAGAAACGGGAUACCCCACGAUAUGUGUCGAAGCAAAAGUUCCAUUCAUGGGGCGGCAAGCGAAAUAAUGCUCAGGUCUUCUAUCCAUGGGGCGGAAAACGUACCGUAGUGCGACCGCACAAACAGCCGAAAGUCGUUAUACGAAACCCAUUUCAUUCAUGGGGCGGUAAACGCAGUGGUCUUGCGGAUUACUCUGCAGCCUGAAGGGAAGGACCAUCUUUAGCUCGGACGGUAUGGAUACACCAGCAGUGAAACGAUGCAUCGCCAGUAGUCGCCGAUUACCAACUAUCUUAAGCCUAUCCCCUCCGGUCGGUCAGUGCGUGUCCAGUAGAAUCUCCACUAUUGAUACUAUUUGCCAUGUUGCUAAGAUAAAGCCCCAUAAUUCGCACACUCGCAAUUCACACAGAGCAGCAGGGAUAUUUGAAUAA